AUGGAGGUUCUGUCUGUCCUGCUCAGUUUCCCCGUUCUCCCCUUCAUCCUCCUCCCCUUCUGCCCAGCGGCCUUCCUGUUCGCGGAUUUCUUCAUCCGCCCGGUGCUGUGCGUGGUGUGGCACCGCUGCGAGGACCAGUUGGCGUGGGGCUCCGAUUCCGACGAGCCGCCGGCGGGGAGAGAAGCGGCGGCAAUCGACUGCGUAAAAUGGCUCUUCGGGAGGAAGCAGAACACCUUACGGUACCGGUGCAGCGCCGCCAGUGAGCAGGCGGCGCAGUGCGUGAUCUGCCUCUGCGACGUUGAAGACGGCGACGAGAUCAGGGAGCUGAAGUGCGAUCACGUCUUCCACCGGUGCUGCUUGGACCGGUGGGUGGCCUUCGGCCGGGUCACCUGCCCCCUCUGCAGGGAGGCGCUGUCCUCGAAGGCGGAGACGGUGGAGCUUCCCUGCCAGGCGGCGGAGCAGACGACGGAGCUCUUCGGCACGCCGGCCCUCGAGUUCCCGCGCGGGUGGUUGAUGGGUUGA
This is a messenger RNA of Spirodela intermedia, 522 nucleotides long. The record is from the annotation of a GenBank genome assembly. NCBI's taxonomy places the organism in Eukaryota, Viridiplantae, Streptophyta, Magnoliopsida, Alismatales, Araceae.